This is a messenger RNA of Folsomia candida, 1746 nucleotides long. RefSeq names its product farnesoate epoxidase. Gene Ontology annotation, biological process: xenobiotic metabolic process. The coding region runs from base 1 to 1494 and encodes 497 amino acids. NCBI's taxonomy places the organism in Eukaryota, Metazoa, Arthropoda, Collembola, Entomobryomorpha, Isotomidae. The record is from RefSeq and is a predicted model, not a curated record. The transcript has 9 exons. Gene Ontology annotation, cellular component: cytoplasm; intracellular membrane-bounded organelle. Gene Ontology annotation, molecular function: heme binding; oxidoreductase activity, acting on paired donors, with incorporation or reduction of molecular oxygen, reduced flavin or flavoprotein as one donor, and incorporation of one atom of oxygen; iron ion binding.
AUGUUUCUUGUCUAUGCCGUAGCCGUCGUUGGGGUAUUGCUAGCAUACUAUUAUCUGCUAAAAGAUGACGACGACACGAAAGAUGAACCUCCAGGUCCCCGAGGUUUACCAAUAUUAGGAAAUUUGCUCGAUUUGGCUCGAGCUUCGGAUGACCUGACCAAAACUUUUGGCGUUUUAGGGGAGAAAUGGGGGGAAAUAUAUACGAUAAAAAUGGGGUCUAAAAAGACAGUCGUCGUAACGUCGAGGGAGUCCAUGCAAACGGUGCUUUCCCACGAGGGGGCUCAUGGCCGAGACAUGUGUGGUAUGUUCAAGGAUCGCUGUUGGGGUAAAAAUUUGGGACUCGCCAUGUCUGAGGGGGAAUUUUGGGAAAAAACGAAAACAUGGACGUUCAAGACUUUAAAGACGCUAGGAUUUGGCAAGUCAGCCGAAGUGGAACGUUACGUCCAAAAAUCUGCGGAACCAUUUUUUACCGAAAUUGACCAGAAAAUGGGGGACGGCGGUGCAGUCAAUAUCGAACAGCUCUUUAGCCCGACUGUUCUCUCCAUCUUGUGGCAAUUAAUCGUCGGCCGAAUUUCCAAAGAGGACGAACCCAUCAUUAAGGUUUUGGCUGACAAGGGUAACAAAUUGGUGACAAGUAGCGCCGUUAGUGUUGGACUAGGCCAUGCGUUUCCUAUUUUGAGAUACCUUUUCCCUAACUGGUCCGGGUAUAAUGUACAGAUGGAUUUUAACAAUACGUGUCAUCAGGUCGCCAGGAAUCUGUACGCUGAAUCCGAACAGAAACUAAGAUCAAUUCCUGACGCCAUACCAGCUACAAACAUGUUGGACGCCUUUGUCCAAAACAGUGCGAAUGAUCCGCACGAUAUAUUUCACUGUCUAAACUUCCAGUUGGUCUUCAUGGACCUCCUUGUCGCCGGGACGGAUACAACGAGCACUUUCAUGGAAGCCAGCGUUCUCUACCUCAUAACUAAUCCGGACGUUCAGGAGAAAGUGUAUCAGGAAAUAUUGCAUAUCGCACCUGACGGGAGACCACUCAAGUUUUCGGAUAGACAAGAUAUGCCCUACAUUCAAGCUUUCUUCCUCGAGACGCACAGACACGCCCGAACUUUGCAAAAUGCGUUGCCACGCCGCGCUCUGUGGGACAUAAAAUAUAAAAAUUAUACAAUUAAAAGGGACACCAUUAUCAUGAUGGAUAUGCGACUGUACUACCAGGAGAAGAAAAUUUGGGGCGAUCCAGAAGCAUUCAGACCGGAACGAUUCAUCAACGAAGGGGGCCAACUUGUUAAUGCGAACAGUAUAAUUUCCUUCUCGUUCGGAAAACGGGCCUGUCCGGGAGAAGUUCACUCCAAUAUUUUGACCUUUAUCCUCCUCACCUCGAUGUUGCAGCGAUACAAAAUCUCAAUUCCGGAAGGUGAACCCAAGCCGAAGUUGGACUUGAGGCAGGGCUUCUCCGUCAAACCGCACCCUUUCAGGGCUAGCUUCACUAAAAGGACUUAAUAAAUAUCGAUCUUUGAUUUCCUUCAUCUGUAGUUAUGUGAAAAAAAUUGUAAAUUUUUCUGAUGAAUGAUAAAUUGAUUUAACGGAAUAAAAUUAAAAGUAUGUAUGCCAAUAGAAAUUAUUGCAAAAUACUAUUAGUAUUUAAAAUAUGGGCAAGAGACUUUGAUUGUACGGGUACGGUUGAAAUAAAAAAUACAAAUUCUCCGACAAGAUACGAAUUUUUAAUCUUCAUUUUUUUAAAGUUUCAAUAAA